AUUUAUAUAAGUUAAGAUGUAUGGAAAGUGGAUAGCAGACGGUAAGGGUCCGGUGUGGCGAAUGAUUACUAUUUGAGCUCUUCCCUCUCACAAACUCAGAAAACAAGUCCAAUGAGCAAUUUCCAGAGAAUAUCACACGAAUCCCACCCUCCCCCAGGGUACGGAUCUCCUUACCCUCCACCCCAACCGGGUUACCCAUCCGCACCGCCUCAUGAAGGGUACCCUCCGCCGCCGCCGCCUCACGGAUACGGUGGGUACCCUCCGCCGCAGCCGCCGCAGCGUCCGCCGUACGACUCCUAUCAGGGUUACUUCGAUAACGGGCAUCCACCGCCGCCUCCGCCGCCGCACUACCACUACCAGCACGUGGAUCACCAUCACCACCAUGAGGAGCCUGGGUGCUUUUCGUUCCUCCGAGGCUGCAUCGCAGCGCUUUGCUGUUGUUGUGUGCUAGAGGAGUGUUGCUUCUGAUAAUCACAUCGUAAAAGUUGUUUCUUCAGUUUGCUGCACUUGGUUAUGGCUCUAUAGAGAAAUGUGGCUACAAUUCUAGAUAAUAAGUGAGAGGUGGUAAGUCUUGGUCAUUCUUGUAACUCUUUGGUCUUUCCCCUCUACCCUAAAUCCUGGUCUGUGCAUAGCUUCUGUGAUGUGGUCUAUAUCAUAUAUGAAUUACUUUGUACGAACACUAUAUUGGAAAGUGUAAACCGUUUCUUAUAAGGUGUAACAGACAAUGAUAUGGUUAAAAUUGUUUCAUAUUACUCGUCUUCAGUACACAUCA
Molecule: messenger RNA, 772 nt
Organism: Glycine soja
Lineage: Eukaryota; Viridiplantae; Streptophyta; Magnoliopsida; Fabales; Fabaceae
Product: cysteine-rich and transmembrane domain-containing protein WIH2-like
Exons: 3
Coding region: 112-468 (118 amino acids)
Source: RefSeq, a predicted model, not a curated record